AACCUGCCGCAGCUGCAGUUCGCUCGCUGGCCGUGCGCCAAACCGCGACAGGCCGCCCUGUACAAACACACAGAUAGGCGGUAUGAUACGGCCCGCACGCGGCUGGCUCUCCUGCGGUUCGUCCCCGCCACUCCCCGGUGACAACAUCCUCGGCACAACAAGUGCACCCCCGGAAUCCCAACGGAAACGACACUCGUGUUUGUGUGUUUUUCUCUGAGUGUGUUUUUCCUCCCGCGCGACAAAUACUGUCGGAAAGGCCUGUCCUGGCGGUACAGUUUCUCAUGACCUCUCCCCCACUCGGAGAGUUAGGUGAUAAGUUAAGCCCUUCGUCUUCUGCGUUCUUGUUAGCGCAGAUUUGGGGUGAAGACAUCCACGGCGCGUCUUUCAAGAGUCACUUCUUGGACGAGUGGAUGAGGAAAUUAGAACAGGCACCUGUCGCCUGUCUGGCUGCGUUCACAUGCCUCCAGUCGUGCGACAUUAUUUCCUCUAAACAUCUGCGCCUUAGCCUGGAACCCCCCGCUGUUGUUGUAUGAUUAGCCUCGCACCUCGGAGACUUCGAGUCGCAGCGGCGGGUCCUUAGCUCGGAGGGACGGAGAAAUCUCAAACUGAGCGGCGAGAGGCAAAGUUUCCGACCGAACCUGGAUUUGAUUUUCGGUCCCCCAUCGCGCUGCUCUUCCUCGCCUAGAGCGCGGAGUGUCCCGGAAUGUCACCAUGAACACCACGCGGUCUCCCUUCCUAACUCAACCUGGUGACUCCAGAGGUCGAGUGAGCGUCAGAGGGCCGGGGUUGACUACGCUUCCGCCGCUCAGGGGUGACUUUCGGUUCGACCUGCUCUCACGGCCUGCGGCGCGCAGCUAUCUAAUCUCCGGCAUGUGAAGCCACAUUUUCCCGACCACUCCACGUCCAACGCACGCCACACACGCCCGAGAUAUCGCACGGACACGACGUGAAGGGACGAGAACCAGACCUCAGAAACAGGUCCUUGUUGUACAACAGUACUGUACACUCGCACCGCACACUCCGGGAGACUCGCUCGCGCCGGGGACGACUUGGCCCGGGAGUACGUACUACCGUGAGCUAAAAAUGGUGCAUCCGUCUCAGCGCUCCACAAUGCCGGUCAGCAGCCUGGUGUAUCUGAUGUUCGUCACGGCGGGACAGAUUGUGAGUGCUGACGAACUGAGGAACUACAUGGUGAUUGCUCCCCGUGCGCUCCGCCGGGGCCUGUCGGAGCCCGUGUCGGUGCGCCUGUUCGGGGAGGCCCGAGACGCGGCCGUCAACGUGACGGUGGAGCUGCUGGCGAGCUCACGGCACCACCGGAACCUGGUCCAAUCUCUGGGCGCCGUGUCACGUAUGGUACCCAUCACUCCAACAGGCAACGCGACGACAAUGAUGUUAACUGUCGGUCCCCUGUCGCUACACCGGCACAGAAGGUGGGACUACAAGCUGCGUGUGACGGGCCGGACUGGGAAGGUACAGCUCUUCGGCGAGACACAGAGAGUCGACGUGCUGGACAAGAGUUUCUCUUCCUUCCUGGAACUGAACAAGCAGGUGUACCAGCCCGGAGAGGAAGUUUACAUCAGGGCGAUUUUUGUGGACAGGAACUUGAAGCCAGUAGAGCUGGAGCGGGUGAACAUCGUUGUGUCGGAUAUCCAUGGGUUUGAGGCAAUGUCAUGGAACAGUCUUCGGUCUCCUGAUGGUUUGAUCACGAAGUCUCUGAAACUCGCCAAAGCGGUUCUGGAGGGAGAGUGGACGGUUACUGUGUUUGUGGGCGAGGAGCAGAUUCAAGAAGCGACAUUUUAUGUUCUCACACUCGAGAGACCAAAGUUUCACGUGACGAUCAGUAUGAAGACGGGUUCUUAUCUCACAUCAUCGGACAAUUCUGUGAAGGGAACCGUCACCGCUGAAUGUCGUGAUGGCAGCCCUGUUAAAGGUCACGUGGAUCUGUAUAUGACCAUAUUUGGUAUAGGAGAGCACAGCUUUACCAGCCAGAUCGAGGGAAAACAGGACUUUGACAUCCCCCUGUCUGCUGUGGGACUAAAAUGGCUGCCACGGAAGGCGACCCUGCUGCUAGGCGCCCGGGUCACGGAGGACGUGACGUCACGCAGUGAGAACAGCAGUUACGUCAUCAUCCCCCUGUCACGUGUCCCACUGAAGCUGGCGUUUCUACCGACGAGCAAUAAAUACUUCAAGCCUGGAUUACCUGUGUAUGGACAGAUCGCCGUUGUGACGCCAGACGGAAGUCCCGCAGAACUGACUCGUGUCGUCAUUUCCGCUUUCGCUGACGGCGACCGAAUCGCCUCCAUCACCCGGAAGUCGUCACAUGGCGUCAUUUCCUACGCGUUUGACAUUCCUUUGGGAGUGGAAGAACUGCAUAUUGAGGCCACAGCCCCGAACUCGGCCCGCCCGUCCAAGUACGGUUUCGCCUUCGCGGACGACGAGCGGACAGUUUACAUGAAGCUGUGGCAUUGGAACUCACCCAGCGCAUGCGCCAUCAGGAUCGUACCACCGGACGCAAAACCUCGCGUGGACAGGGAGGCCGGGAUAGAAGUGCUGGCAUCGCACAGGCUGAGGUCACUGUUUAUGGAGAUAAUAUCACGAGGCCAAACAAUACAGUCAACCGCAUUGCCUCUCAAAUACUUGGAACAACGAGGCAACGACACGCAUGCGCACCUGCUGACCCUCAACGUGACCCAGGCCAUGGUUCCUGCCAGCUGGUUGGUUGUUUAUCACGUGCUCGAUGACGGAGAGGUCGUGUCGGACGCUUUGAUGUUGUACACCGAGGAAGUGUUUCACAACAAGGUUCAUGUCCAGGUCUCUGCGCACCCUGUACCGGGCCAGGAGGCGGGGGUUAUUGUGGAGGCGGAGCCGGGGUCGGUGGUGGGGAUGACGGUGUCGCAAACCCCCAACGGAGCCCCAAAACGGACAGUUCUGAACGGAGGAAACACCCUUUCUCCUGACAUGGUAUUUGAAGAGAUGAUGUCAUACGGCUCCAUGCCGACCGCGGACACUUGGACCGCGGGACCGUACGAUCCCAGCAUCCUUUACAGCGCCUUCCGGGCGAAAAGGCCUGGCGGUCUUCACGGAUCUACGGAUCCAUCACUUCAGGAAGUUUGGCAUGGCUAAGGACAAAGGGAAGCAGUUGCCGUUGAGGAAGAUCCAGGAGGCGAACUUCCAGGCGCUUCAGAACGAGCACUUCAUGCCGCAGGACAAGGAUUUCCUCAUGGCUGAGGCGCGAGCCCUGCAGUCCUUCAAACAUCGGACAGGAGUGGAGUGUACGGGAGAGGGUAUAUUCAAGACGACCAUCCCGGACAAGGCCGGGCGGUGGACCAUCAACGCCGUCGCCUUACAUCCGGAAAUGGGACUCGGUAUUGCUGACCCCGUGGAGUUCGUGACCCGGAAGAACUUCUCCAUCGAUCUGGACGCACCAAUCAGCGUGACCGGUGGUGAAGAGGUGGUGGUGACUGCAAGUGUGUGCAACCACGUGGACGAUCCUAUGACGGUGAUGGUGAGUUUAGCAGAGCCUGACUCUCUGACGUUCCUGUCUCCCGACCUGUUCAAAUCGUACCCACUUGACAUUCCUCCUCACGGGAAGGCCAACUACUCCUUCGUUGUCAACUUCCUUUCAACCGCCAGGGGGCGCAAGCGAGUGGAUGUUCUGGCCACGCACAAGACACACACAGAAAUGAGGUCAACUGAGAUUGACGUAGUGCCUGCUGGAAUCACUCUUGGAACAACACAGUCGGUUCUCCUUUGUCCAAGUGUUGGUAAGCCUGUCAGGAGGACCCUGGAACUGCUGCUGCAUCCGGACCGCAUGAACGAAGAGAUCACCCUCACCGCAGUUGGUUACCCGGUCGGCUCGGUUCUGAAUCACAUGGAGGAGUUCCUGAGACUACCGGGAGACCAUGGCGAGGUUCUUGCUGUCAGGCUGUUCUCCGUCUCCACCGUGCUGUCUUACCUGCUGGACACGGGGCAGGUCGACAGGCAGACCGAAGCCAGGGCUGUGGAGUUCCUGGCACAAGGCUAUCAGCAGCUGAUGCGUUACCGGCAGAUGUCAGGAGCCUUUAGUAGCAUGGCAAACAGUGCAGGAAAGGAAGAUCUCAGGCUAACGGCGUUCGUCAUCCGCACCCUGUCCGCGAUGCAGCGCUUCGUCCCGCUCGACUCCCGUGUGAUCUCCCAGGCCGCCAAGUGGCUUCUCGCGCGGCAGAUGGACGAUGGAUCCUUCUCAGAUUCUGGUAGCACCUUUAACAGGCGUCUGGAGAACCCUGCAGCAGAGCGUGUUGUCCCUACAGCCCUGGUGGUCAUGGCUUUGCUGGAGGCCAAUCUACGCGUACAGUAUGAGUCAGCGGUUUCCUCGGCCCUGGCGUACCUGAGUGGCGCAGAGCUGGACAAGCCGUACCCGGCAGCACUGACCGCCUACUGCCUCGGUCUGGCCGGACACCCGUCAUCCGUCCUGGCUCUUAAACGGCUCAACAGCCACAGCAUCAAGGAAGACGACACUGUCCACUGGGAGAGCGACAUCUCGGACCUGCCCAUUCCCGCGGGGAGGGGGUGUUCCUCCCCCGCCAGAAGCGCCGCCAACGUGGAGACCACUGCCUUCGCCAUCUUGGCUCAUGUUGUGCACCCGGAAACGGAAACGACGUCAGAGGCAGCUGUUCGCUGGUUGGCUACUCAGAUGAGUGCGUAUGGUGGCUUCAGCUCAACACAGGAUACUGCGAUAGCAUUGCAGGCCCUAGCCGCCUAUGGUCUACAGGACCGCGACUUCGUCCCGACUGACGUACGAAUCUUCGUACGAUCCACCUCUCCCUUCCACCAUCAGACCUUACAGUUCGGCGUCAGCAGUAGAGGGAGUUCGGCUAUCGUCAGCAAAGUGGUUUCUGCCGAACUACAAAUGAUCGAGGUUGAAGCCUCUGGACAGGGUUGCGCACUGUUUCAGAUGGGUGCCAAGUACCAAAUGUUGGAGUCGGACCAGGGCGCCAGGAGCCCGCUUCAGAUACACGUCACAGCCAAACUCUCGCGACGAUACCGGACCAGACGAGACUUGGAAAACGGAACAGCUGACGAAGACUCAGAAGCAGAACCAGACGGAGGAAAGUAUUCCAGUGAGGAGGACAAAAGAGACGAAAGAACGAAUGCUACACCCAAGGACGACCAACUUUUAGAUGAAGAGGAUACGAGUAGCGAGAAAAGGGAACCGGGAGAAAGUAAGAAGAACGCGAAAAACUCAAGGAGGACAAAAGACGAAGACAAACAGAAAAGACUGAGAGAAGACGUAGACACAGACGAAAUCAAACUCGCGAGAAAAAGACACAGAAAUGGGAAGAAACAAAGAUCGGGUGGCGACAAGACCGCUGCCGAUAGAUCAGAUUCUACUGAAGUCACUGGAAGUAAUGAGCUUUCAGAUAGAACUAUAAACGGCAAGCAGGUAGAUGAAAUGGAUAGAAACGCUUCUCCAAAGGAUGAUGGUGGGUCAAGAAAGGAAGGCAAGAGGAACAGAAAGAAUGGUAGUAAGGGGAGCAAGAAGGACGAGACAGAUAAAGAUAAAGAGGAGAAAAUAAAUGGUUCUGAAGAAGAUACUGAACAGGAGAGAACUAGAGUAUCAGCAAAAGACAAAGUUGCAAAAGCAUCUUCGUCAUCAAAUGAGGAAACACUCAACGAUGGUAAGAUUACUCAGCACAAGAAAAGAAAGGAAGAAAAGAUGCUGCUUAAAGCUGACAAGUUGAAAUCCUCUGCCUCUAGUGAGAGAGGUACUGAGGCCGAUGGAGACAUUAGAAUAGAUAUCGAGAAAGAGGACUCGACAGAGCUGGAGAAGGAUGGCUACUCUGAAGAGGACAUAAUCGGUUUAGAUUUCCCUCCAAUGGACUUAGAGUUGCUAGUCCCUAACUCGAACACAGACGACUUGAAGCUUGGGCAACAGAAGAAUCACGAUGAUGCCGGUACUGGUGACCUGAUGGAAAAGACAUUUGAUGGACCAGAAGGCAUUGAAAUGAGUCUGGAUUAUGGUGACCUCGGGUUUCCGUUUCCGGGUGAGGAUGCCACUGACGUCAGUGACGAUCACAUUUUGGCAGCUUUCUUGUCUAAGCUCAGCGAAGUUGGGUUGAGUGGGAGUAACAUCACCGCGAUGUUGGAAGAGGACUUCGACGUUGACUAUAGUCAUGGGUCAGCUGAGUUGGAACUGCAACCUGUUGAAACGUCGAGUGAAAACAAUCACAAAGACCACCUUGUCAUUGAGACAUGCGUUAGAUGGGACGACGGGAACUGGUCCAACCCGGUUGUUGUGGAGGUGGAGAUGUUUUCAGGAUUUUCAGCUGAUGUUAUGUCAAUACAGAAGCUUAUGGCGGACAGCUCGCUACCCAUCAUGCAUUUCAGCAUAGAGCAGAGAAGAGUCGUCUUCAUUUUAUCCCAGUGUUUCAGCCGCCUGAUGACGUCAUGACACCUGUCUGCCAGAGUGGUGCGUGUCACGUGACCCAGCCAGACCAAUACGAAGACCUGCCGCACAGCAUGACGGGUAGUAGAAGCACUAUGAACAGCCUCACCUGUUCGUACAUCACGGCACCGUGUCGACAAUUCUAUCAGACCGGAGACAGCUCGCGGUCGGACCCCGUGGUUCCCCGGGGGUACAGCAGUCAUCACCUGUCGACCCCGCACACCUUCAUCCUCCGGUCGUCAUGA
Branchiostoma floridae (Florida lancelet) is the source of this 6669-nucleotide messenger RNA. Its product is annotated as C3 and PZP-like alpha-2-macroglobulin domain-containing protein 8. Gene Ontology annotation, molecular function: endopeptidase inhibitor activity. Gene Ontology annotation, cellular component: extracellular region. The record is from RefSeq and is a predicted model, not a curated record. Lineage: Eukaryota; Metazoa; Chordata; Leptocardii; Amphioxiformes; Branchiostomatidae.